Gastrolobium bilobum is the source of this 2261-nucleotide messenger RNA. RefSeq lists its product as uncharacterized. The transcript has 3 exons. NCBI's taxonomy places the organism in Eukaryota, Viridiplantae, Streptophyta, Magnoliopsida, Fabales, Fabaceae. The record is from RefSeq and is a predicted model, not a curated record. The annotation marks the transcript as partial.
UGUUGAUGAUUUAUAUGCAUAUGACCCUGAGAUAGAUAGAUCAUUGCAUGCUGCUAGUAGAGCUCGUAGGUUGACUUACAGUAGAGUUGUUCCUGAGCAUACCUUAGAGUCUGUUGAGUCUAUCGAGUCUGUUUGUUCGAGUCCUUUACAUAGUGUUUAUUCGUUUGGUCAUUUAUUUGAUUCUGAAAUCAUGGGUGAUAGAACACUUAAGCAAUUGGCUGCUCCUAAUGUUGAUAAUGAGCAACCCUUGUGUAUUCGUUAUACUAAUCCUGUUGUGCCUUUUCAGCUUAAGUCUGGACUAAUACACUUGCUGCCCAAGUUUCAUGGUCUUGCAGGUGAGGAUCCCCACAAACAUCUGAAGGAAUUUCAUAUAGUCUGCAGCACUAUGAAGCCAACAGGGGUGGAUGAGGAACAAAUCAAGCUGCGUGCUUUCCCUUUCUCUUUGGACAGUGGAGCUAAGGACUGGUUGUACUACCUGCCACCUUCCUCCAUUGUAAGCUGGAAUGACAUGGCCAGAUUGUUUCUGGAGAAAUUCUUCCCUUCAUCCAGGGCCACUUCAAUCAGAAAGGAGAUCAGUGGCAUAAGGCAAGCUAAUGGGGAGAACAUGCAUGAGUAUUGGGAACGAGUUAAAAGGCUUUGUUCAAGCUGCCCACACCAUCAAAUUCCAGACAAUCUCCUGCUUGUUUACUUCUAUGAAGGGCUGCUGCCUAUGGAUAGGAACCUUUUGGAUGCAGCUAGUGGAGGAGUCCUGAGCAAUAAAACACCUAAUGAAGCCAAGGAGCUGAUUGCUGAAAUAGCUGCUAAUGCUCAACAAUUUGGCACUAGAGCCAACAGCAGUGCAGUCUUCCAAGUGCAAACUCCACCAGUGCAAAAUCCAACAGUAGCAGCAACAGGAGCAUCAAGCACAGAUAACCAGAGAAUGGAGAACAGACUUGAUGAGCUGACAUCAAUGGUGAGGCAGUUGGCAGUGACAAAGACUGUGCAACCUUCUGCUCAACAGAUAAGCAACUUGUGUGGCAUCUGCUGUGAUCCUUCUCACCCCACGGAUGCCUGUCCUUCCUUUCAUCAAGACAGCGAUUUCCAAGAUGAUCAGUCUGUUGCUGCAAUUUUUCCUGGAAAGCCACAGUACCAGCAGCAGCAACAACAACAGUACCAGCAGCAGCAAAAUAAUCCAUUCUCCAACACUUACAAUCCUGGCUGGAAGAAUCAUCCCAACCUCAGAUGGAACCAGAAUCAUGGUCCUUCUUUGGAGGACUUAAUGAAACAGAUGGCCACUAGCAAUCUGCAGUUCCAGCAGCAAAUGGAGGAGCCAACCCACACUGCUGCUGAGACAUCCAAUGGAGGUGACACUAGCUCCAAGAAGCAGAGCAUUGAUACAUCUGAUGUCCAUAUCCCUUUGCCAUUUCCUCAGAGAGCCACUAAGUCAAAGAAGCAGUCAGCAAAGGUUCAAGAUAAAGAGAUACUUAACACCUUCCGGAAAGUUGAGGUGAACAUCCCUCUUUUGGAUGCAAUACAGCAGAUUCCGCGAUAUGCCAAGUUUCUAAAGGAGCUGUGCACCAACAAGAGGAGACUGAAGGGAGAUGAGCAGGUUAACCUGAGUCAGAAUGUAUCGGCACUCAUCCAGCCCAUGCCUAAAAAGUGUCAAGAUCCAGGGACAUUUACUAUCCCUUGCGUGAUUGGCAAUUCUGUUUUUCAUGAUUGCAUGCUAGACUUAGGAGCUUCCAUCAAUGUUAUGCCUGCAUCUGUGUUUAAGUCUCUUGGUCUUGGUCCUUUGCGUGCCACUGGUAUUGUGGUUACGUUAGCUAAUAGGAGUAGUAUUCACCCAUCUGGUUUGAUUGAGGAUGUAUUAGUCAGAGUUAAUAAUCUGAUUUUUCCUGCUGAUUUCUACAUUUUAGAAAUGGAGAGUGAGACUGCUACUAAUAGAUCCCCAAUCAUACUUGGUAGGCCUUUCAUGAGGACAGCUAGGACCAAGAUAGAUGUUCAUUCUGGUACUUUUUCCAUGGAAUUUGGUGAUAGCAUUGUGCAUUUUAAUAUAUUUGAUGCCAUGAAACAUCCUAGGGAAGAGCAUUCUGUCUUCUGCAUUGAUGUGAUAGAUGACGUUGUUGAGGAUGUUUCUGCUACAUUCCUUGCUGAGUUUUCUACUGAUUUUGAUUCUGAUUUCUGUGGUUGUGGUGAUAGUCGAGAGUGCAUUGUAUGUGAUGAAAUAGCAUCUCAUCUUUCUGGUUUCAAUGAUGCACUGAUUGAUGAUUCUGAUUAUGAGU